Molecule: messenger RNA, 1933 nt
Organism: Branchiostoma floridae (Florida lancelet)
Lineage: Eukaryota; Metazoa; Chordata; Leptocardii; Amphioxiformes; Branchiostomatidae
Product: substance-K receptor-like
Exons: 5
Coding region: 1-1596 (531 amino acids)
Biological process (GO): G protein-coupled receptor signaling pathway
Cellular component (GO): membrane
Molecular function (GO): G protein-coupled receptor activity
Source: RefSeq, a predicted model, not a curated record
AUGUUUAACAACAGCUCCGUCCUUCCAUCGCUUCCCAUGGCAUCAGCUGACAUCUUCGACAAGCAGCUCCAAUGUGUCUUGGGGUACAUGCUCAACAAGACCGCAUCCUACGACCAAGCCCGCCAAGCCUGUUCCAUGUACAAGGACUUUACAAAGCACCCUAUAUUCUUCCGCAUCCAUCUCGACACGGCUAAACGUGAUGCAGGUAUAGCCAUUGUCUCGUCCUGGCUGAUUGUGUCCUUGGUGGUUUUCACACCAAGUAUGGGAUGGAACUGUCUGGACAUGCCCUCACCAAACUGCUCUGGCUACUACAACGACUCAUUUGUUGCUGUGAUACUUGGCCGAGCUCUUUCGUUGGGAACACAGACUGAACAUGAAGUCUACUCACUUUGCAACACCACCCGGACCAACAAGACAGGUGCCAACGAUGAGCGGAUGUUCAAUGACACCGGGUUCUUCACCGAUGCAGGUUUCGCCAAGGACUUCUUCAAAGACGCAUGUCUCUCUAACGACACGAAAACAGCAAACAGUAGUCUACUGACGCCACCUCCCGAAAUUGACGAAGUGGCUCCGUGGGAAGACCUGCUGUUCAUUGUACUGUUGGUCAUUUCUGCCUUGGUGGGGACUGUCGGCAACGCUGCUGUCAUCCUGGCAUUCUGCCUCUACAAGAAGGUUCGCACCACUGCCAACACCUUUAUCCUGAACACCAGCUUCUGGGACCUGGUAACGUCUGCCGUCAUCAUUCCACUGACGAUCUCGUCCAUGGUCACCGGUCUACCGAAUUGUGGGGAAGCCUGCUGUGCCUUCAUAGGCUUUCUGAACCUCAAAAGUGUAGUGCAAUCAAUGUUAUCUUGUGCUCUCAUUGCCUUUAACCGGUAUGUGCAUAUUGUGCUCUCACUAGCCACUUACAAGCGCUUCUUUGGUCCUGUCAAGGCAUUUUUCUGGGUGGUUGGGUCGUGGAUGGUUAGCACUUUGGUAAUGGUGCCCGCUAUCUCGGAAGUGUACGGCAGUUUGGGGUGGGACGCGUAUUCGGCAGUGUGUCAGUUGUCUUCUGCAGACACAACAAGCGUGUUGUUUUACAGAGACGUCCUUGCGUCCGUGUACUGGGUGGUAGUGUUAGCGGUGUGUUUGUUCUACGCCCGAAUCUACCUGCACGUGCGGAAGAGUACCAUGGCCAUCGGCCAGCAUCUCGGCCACAGCCCCCAGCAAGUGUCCCUGCAGGCGGUGAAGCGUACAAAACACAUGUUCUACAUCUUCUUCACUUUCCUCACGCUGACCUGUCCGGGCAUCAUAACCAUGUAUAUCGAUUUCUACGGCAACUCAAUUCACAAAGCAAUUUUCUAUCCUGUCAUUGCAGUGUUCUACUUGAACACAGCAGUCAAUCCUAUCAUUUACACCUGGACCCUGAAAGAGUUUCAGCAAGGGUUCAAGUCCAUGGUUCGCUGCAGACGGCAGCUUGUCCCAUCUAACCCUCUUAUUGUCCAACCUACUUGUACUGCUCCGAGAACAUCUCAAUUACCAGGUGUUGUUUCUCGAUUUACCUUAUCUAGCCAUGUUGUCCCAGCAGAACCGACUAUCCCCGUGGUAGAUAUCUAAGGGGCUAUACGAUUUUGUGGCGGGAGGGCCUAGGAAAAAAAUACGGUUUAAAGAGGGCCGUGAAAAAAGUUCAAGGGCCAUACACUAACAAUUAGGUUCCUCCAGGACAUUCAAACAAACACAUAGAUGAAUAACAUGGUCUCCAAACUAACUAGAAAACAACAGAUUUCUCGAUUGGAACUGAGCGAGCGCUGCGUCUAAUUUCGUAGCAGAUAAAAGUAGAUACAAGAACUACGUUAGAAUAGGAAAUGUGUCGUUAUCAUUAUUUGGGGGUCUGAUUCCGACAUUAAAAGUGAUUAUAGUAAAAUAGGUAAGGUGUGGCACAAUCGGUAAGGUG